GCAGGUUAGAAUUUACCGGAGGUUCCUAAUAAGAUAGUCUUGACGUUUAAGUUUUCAUUUUUUCACAAUAUCGUCUCUGUCAUGGCUUUAUGCUUGCGUUCAAUAUCGAAUAAAUUAAUGCCCACUAUUCAAAGUCUACCGAAUCAUGUAACAUCAGUUCUUUGUAUUCAAAAUGGAAAAGGAACAGGCAUUUCAGAGGAGGUUAAUCAAAUCAAAAUUUUCCAUCACUCUCCAAUUUUGCCUGAGACAAGAACAGUUGGAAUUAUUUCUUAUAAAGACAGAUGGAAGCUACAGCCAGUAGUACAGCUGGAAUGUUGUGAUAAACAAAAUAAAUCGAGAAAUCAAGUUAAUUUCCUCCUGUCUAACAUUCAGAAUUAUGAAAAAAGAACCUUAAACAUUGACACUAUCAAAAGAGAUGAAAGCCCCAACUCUUCUCAAGUUUUCAAUAGCUCACCUAUGAGAAAUCAACCAUUAGUUAAUUCAGAAACACCAGAACACACACUUACUCAGCCCCAAAACUCUGACAAGCUAGAAGGAAGGCCAACUUCUGAGCAGUUAUUUAGAGUUUAUAAUGUGUUAGAGAAGACCCUUCCUGAACUUUUUAUCAAACCUCAUGAUUAUUCCAUCUACAAUCCCAACUUGAUAUUCGAAAAUAACAUCCGGGGCACAAGAACUAUAGGCAUAUACCAUUAUGUAAAACAGGUAGCGCUGCUUAGGACCCUUGGGCAUUUAAAAUUUGCUUAUGUAAAAUUUGAAGUAAUGAAGAUGACUAAACAUGAAGAAGAUGGAACAAUUAGGGUUAGGUGGAGGAUUGUAGGAAUAUCUGGAUUACGUAUUUUUCUGACAUUUUGGAGGUUUAAAAUUUGGAAACUGAAAGAAGAAAUUCAGGAAAAUCAAGAAAUGUGGUAUGAUGGAUUUUCUACAUUUUAUGUUGGAGGAGAUGGAUUAAUAGCUAAGCAUGUGGUAGAUAAGGUUAUGCCAGAUGAUGAAGGCCUUAUUGAUAAAACAAAGGAUUCUUUGCGAACAAAAUUGGCUUUAUUGUUUGGAUUACCAUUUUCUGGUCCUCAACUCUCCGGCUUCUCUUUAUAUCUGGCUAAGUUAAUUUCACAAAACUUAAGGAUCAGUAAACCUAAAGAGCUAAAGAAGCUUCAACUCGAAAGGCCUGUCUAGUCAGCUUUAAUACACCUGAUAAUUAUAUAUUUGGCUGUUUCAGAUUGUAAUAGUAAUUACUAUAUGUGUAAUAAUCAAUAAAGCACAAUUGUUUUAUUUAUGUUUGUCGAUGUUCUAUAAUUUAUUUAACUUGUUAUUUGCUAUGGAUAUGUUUUAAACGUUGAUGUUGAUGCAAAGUAAAUUGGUAUAACCAUGAAUCUUGUUAAGUCUACUAUGUAUUUUUGGAUUAAAAUACAAACCUUUUUAAUCAGU
Nezara viridula (southern green stink bug) is the source of this 1422-nucleotide messenger RNA. NCBI's taxonomy places the organism in Eukaryota, Metazoa, Arthropoda, Insecta, Hemiptera, Pentatomidae. The record is from the annotation of a GenBank genome assembly.